CGGGCUGCUUCGGCCGCCCGGACGACCUGCGGUUUCCACCUCCGCUUUCCGUCCUCCCUCCGCAGAGUGCCUGCGUCCACUGACUCGUCUUCCACCUCUCCAGACAGAAAAUACUACUCAAGUCAUCGUUGAUCGCUGUACAAAGUAUACUGCGGCUUUGGCCAAGUUUUCUACCUCAGGGAGCUGUAGAUAUUCUGACGAACUGGAUCAGCCGUCGGAUACUCCGGAUCCUCGCCUCUCUUCAGGCAUGAGGCAUGUGGCGGUGGAAAACGCGCUCGAGUUAGACCAGCAGUUUGCUGGUCUAGACCUGAACACUUCUGAUAAUCAGAGUAAAGGAGGAAGUACAGCAAGCAAAGGGCGCUAUAUACCUCCUCACUUAAGGAACAGAGAAGCGUCUAAAGGAUUCCAUGAUAAAGACAGUUCAGGGUGGAGUUGUAGUAAAGAUAAAGAUGCUUAUAGCAGUUUUGGGUCUCGAGAUUCAAGAGGAAAGCCCAGUUACUACAGUGAUCGUGGAAGCGGAUCAAGAGGAAGGUUUGAUGAUCGUGGACGGAGUGACUAUGAUGGUAUUGGCAGUCGUGGUGACAGGACUGGUUUUGGCAAAUUUGAUCGCAGUGGACACAGUCGAUGGGGUGACAGAUCAGAUGAUGAUGAUUGGUCAAAACAACUUCCACCAAGUGAACGUUUGGAACAGGAACUAUUUUCUGGAGGAAACACUGGGAUUAAUUUUGAGAAAUAUGAUGAUAUUCCAGUAGAGGCAACCGGCAAUAACUGUCCUCCACAUAUUGAAAGUUUCAACGAUAUUGAAAUGGGAGAAAUUAUCAUGGGGAACAUUGAGCUUACUCGUUAUACUCGUCCUACUCCAGUGCAAAAAUAUGCCAUUCCUAUUAUCAAAGAAAAAAGAGACUUGAUGGCUUGUGCCCAAACAGGGUCUGGAAAAACUGCAGCAUUUCUUUUGCCUAUCUUGAGUCAAAUUUAUACAGAUGGUCCAGGCGAAGCUUUGAAGGCUGUGAGGGAAACUGGGAGGUAUGGACGCCGUAAACAAUAUCCAAUCUCCUUGGUGUUAGCCCCAACAAGAGAAUUGGCUGUACAAAUCUAUGAGGAAGCCAGAAAAUUUUCAUACAGGUCUAGAGUUCGUCCUUGUGUGGUUUAUGGUGGUGCUGAUAUUGGUCAGCAAAUUCGAGACUUAGAACGCGGAUGUCACUUACUAGUUGCCACUCCUGGACGUUUAGUGGAUAUGAUGGAAAGAGGAAAGAUUGGAUUAGACUUCUGCAAAUACUUAGUGUUGGAUGAAGCUGAUAGGAUGCUAGAUAUGGGGUUUGAACCUCAGAUACGUCGUAUAGUUGAACAAGAUACUAUGCCACCAAAGGGUGUUCGCCACACCAUGAUGUUUAGUGCUACUUUUCCUAAGGAAAUACAGAUGCUUGCUCGUGAUUUUUUGGAUGAAUAUAUCUUUCUGGCUGUAGGCAGAGUUGGCUCUACCUCUGAGAACAUCACACAAAAAGUAGUUUGGGUGGAAGAGUUAGACAAACGCUCAUUUCUGCUUGAUCUGUUAAAUGCAACAGGGAAAGACUCACUGACCUUAGUGUUUGUGGAGACCAAAAAGGGUGCUGAUUCUCUGGAGGAUUUCUUAUACCACGAAGGAUAUGCUUGUACCAGUAUCCAUGGAGACCGAUCACAGAGAGAUAGAGAGGAAGCGCUUUACCAGUUUCGUUCAGGAAAAAGCCCAAUUCUAGUGGCUACAGCUGUGGCUGCAAGAGGACUAGAUAUUUCCAAUGUGAAACAUGUUAUCAAUUUUGAUUUGCCAAGCGAUAUUGAAGAAUAUGUACAUCGGAUUGGCCGUACGGGACGUGUAGGAAACCUCGGCCUUGCCACCUCAUUUUUUAACGAAAGAAAUGCAAAUAUUACAAAGGAUUUGUUGGAUCUUCUUGUUGAAGCUAAACAAGAAGUGCCGUCUUGGUUAGAAAAUAUGGCUUAUGAACAUCACUAUAAGAGUAGCAGUCGUGGACGUUCUAAGAGUAGAUUCAGUGGAGGAUUUGGUGCCAGAGACUAUCGACAAAGUAGCGGUUCCAGCAGUUCUAGCUUUAGUAGUGGCCGUGCAAGCAGCAGCCGCAGUGGUGGUGGAGGUCACAGCAGCAGUAGAGGAUUUGGUGGAGGUGGCUAUGGAGGCUUCUACAGUAGUGACGGAUAUGGAGGGAAUUAUAACUCCCAGGGGGUUGACUGGUGGGGCAAUUAAACCUGCUCUACAGUCACAUCACCCUUUUAAACAAGUUAAUAUGGAAACCACAUGUAACUUAGCCAGACUAUAUCGUGUAGUUUUAAGAACUUUCAGUACAUUACCAGCUGUGAUUCUCCUGAAAAGCUAUUGAAGAUCAAAGUCACAAGAAGAAAGGAACAGUAACAGCUCCGUUCAGAAGUUGGUUGAAAGACUUAAUCGCUCUAGCUUGGAUUAACUCCCAUCUUGCUUAUUUUCCAUCCCAAGCUGCAUUUAUAAUUUUGUGACUGAGAAUCAUUUGUUUGUUAAUAUACUGUAACUUUAGACAACUUAUUAUUUUGAUGUUCUGUUUGGCUGAGUAAUGCUCAAGGUAUCAAUUGUUUUGACAAAAUAAAUUUCUGAACUUGGGCUAACACCAAACUUUUGCAUAAAGCUGUGAUAAACUUAUUAGGAGUUACCAAUUUAUCAGUAAGUAUUAUAAGAUUAAAAAUAAUUUAGGUAGUAGCUUCUUAGCACUUUUGGGGUAUUUACUUGUAGACUGGGAAGAAGAACAUCUUAAGCAAAAUUAGUUUCUAAUGUGCCCAAAUGGACUAUGUUAAAGUUCUGAUUGACUUCUCUGUCGUGGGUAAGCACUUAGAAACUUUGUAGUAGUUAAAUGUCAUUCAGUCAUGAUGAAGUAGCAGGUACGAAUAUAUCCAUGCAUUUCAAAGCACUCUUCAAAACGAAUGCAAGUAAAUACAGCAAUUCCUCUUUCAAUGUUUAUUAAUUGUAAGCUAGGCGAGUGUGGGCGUACUAUUAUAGGGAAAGUUUAAUGUUUGCUUUAAAAAAUGUUUUGGGGGAAAUUAGAUUAUUUUAAUGCCUGCGAUAACUAAAAUUGAAUUGGUAGAAUGGCUGACCAUGAGCAAUGCCUUGUCUUCUUUAUAGACCUGGUUGGAUUUUGGUCUGAACUGCAUGCUAGUGUUGUUUUUUGGUCAAGAAUAUAUAAGCAGGGAGAAUUAUGCACCAGGCUUUAUUUUAAUGCAGAUUCAUGUUACUCUGUUUAAGCUGUAUUGAAAGGUUAAAAUGGCUUACACUUGUAGACUUAGUAAAUUUUAGCAAACAAAUCCUUGAGAUCCCACAGGUUGGAAAUAUGUACUAAACUGCACCUGGUGUUAUUUCUAUAUAGUGCACUUUUAGUCUUCUUUUAGUUGCAUAGGUUUCCAUUGUACUUAUACUCUCUUUGCUAAAUUUGGCCAAAGAUGAUUGUCCAUCACUAAAAAUGCCUCUGCCAUUUGGAAUUCUGUGCUGAUUUUAUAGCUAGAAAGCAGUGAUAUUUACAAACUAAUUUUUACGGUUGCAUAAGAAGGUAAAAUUUUCUUAAAAGUGCAAUAGAUUUUUCAGGAGUAUUGUGCCUUGUUCUAAAACUUUAAGUAGGUGCAGUUGACAGUAUUAAGGUCAUUUGUUAUGGUGCUAUUUCAAUUGGUAUAUAUUUAGACUCUUGUAUACUUUGCCCAUAACUUUUUACAAAGCACUUAUUUUAUUGCACAUUCAGAGAAUUUUAUAUAUAUACAUAUAUAUAUAUAUAUAUAUACACACACAUAUACAUAUAUAUAUGUCUUGUUGUAUGUGUCCUUAAACUUCCAAUCUCAUUUUAUCUCUUGGAGAUUGUUGAAUGCAGCUUAUAAACUAGAUUGUAGAAUUUUAUUUGGGACCAUGGAAUGAUAGUUAUGAAGAAACUGUUUGCACAUGACAGAUUUUAGAUACUUUUUGCUGCUAGUUUGUGUAAUAUUUAUUGAACAUUUUGACAAAUAUUUAUUUUUGUAAGCCUAAAAGUGAUUCUUUGAAAGUUUAAAGAAACUUGACCAAAAGACAGUACAAAAACACUGGCACUUAAAUGUCACCGUAUGUGAAAUAAUAUAUUUUGGGGUAGUGUGAACUUUUAAUGUUGAGUCCUGUUAAACUUGAGUUCAUAUUAAGCAGACCCAGCAUUGGCUGUGACUUUCUGACAAAAUUUAAAGUAAAAUUGGCAACUUAAAAUUUGCUAAGGUUUUGAUACACUUGUCUUAAAAAUAUUAAUGAUACACUUUUAAAUACUGGUAGGAAGUGUCCACAUUCUCAAAGGUUUUGAGUUUUGUUUAAUGUGCGUGGUUUUUUUGGUUUGGUUUUCACUUACUGUCUGGCAUAUUUGCAGUCCUCAAACAUGUGGUUACCUUUGUAAUUCCAUAAUCUGUGACUUUUACAUUCCUUUUUAAUCAACCAGUAAAUAAGGAUUGGUUUAAACUUGCUGAGUGUAGUCAUUGGACCUGAAGUCACUGUAGGUUUUGUAGUUGUUUAUUGUAUUAGUUUUAGAUGCUAGCACUGCACGUGCUGUGUUUAUUCUGGUUUUACUAAAAUAAAAAGUUGAACACAA
Molecule: messenger RNA, 4601 nt
Organism: Myotis brandtii (Brandt's bat)
Lineage: Eukaryota; Metazoa; Chordata; Mammalia; Chiroptera; Vespertilionidae
Product: ATP-dependent RNA helicase DDX3X
Exons: 18
Coding region: 248-2233 (661 amino acids)
Biological process (GO): gamete generation; cell differentiation
Cellular component (GO): P granule; nucleus
Molecular function (GO): RNA binding; RNA helicase activity; ATP binding
Source: RefSeq, a predicted model, not a curated record